CAGCCUCACUCUCUUCAGAGCCAAGAAACGAAGCACACAUACACACACACACACACACUCACUCACUCACUCACACACCCCAAAAUGCCUUCCUCUUCGACCACCAUAGUCUCCAAAUGCGUCGUCCACCCCGACCAAAAGUCCGACCUUAAACCCCUCAAACUCUCGGUUUCUGAUCUUCCAAUGUUGUCCUGUCACUACAUCCAAAAGGGCGUGUUACUCACCGCCCCACCCUCUUCCUUCGAAGACCUCAUUCUCUCUCUUAAAACCUCUCUCUCCGCCGCACUCUCCCACUUCCCCGCCCUCGCCGGCCGUCUCUCCACCGACGCCCAAGGCUACGUUCACAUACUCUGCAACGACGCCGGCGCCGACUUCAUCCACGCCAAGGCCAAACACUUGACGCUAAACGCCGUCGUUUCGCCCUCGCUCCACGACGUCCACCCCUGCUUCAAGGAGUUCUUCGCCUACGACAUGACCAUCUCCUACGCCGGCCACCGCACUCCCCUCGCCGCCGUCCAGGUCACCGAGCUCGCCGACGCCCUCUUCAUCGGCUGCACCGUCAACCACGCCGUCACCGACGGCACCUCCUUCUGGCACUUCUUCAACACCUUCGCCGCCCUCACCAAAGGCGGCGCCGCCAAGAAAAUCCUCCGCGCGCCGGACUUCACCCGCGCCACCGUCUUCAACUCCCCCGCAGUCCUCCACGUCCCCGCCUCCGGCCCCGCCCUCACCUUUGACGCCGACGAACCCCUCCGCGAACGCGUCUUCCACUUCUCCCGCGAAGCUAUUCAGAAACUCAAACUUAGAGCCAACGCCAACAACAACGAACUAACGGAAGUAGUUGGAAAACAAGUAAAUGACGGUUGGAAAAUCGUUAACGUUAACGGUAACGGUAACGCUAACGGAAAGGUUAACGGAAGAAACGAGAUCUCGUCGUUUCAGUCGUUAUCGGCUCAGCUCUGGCGCGCGGUGACACGUGCGAGGAAAUUCGAAAACCCGGCGAAAACGUCGACGUUUCGCAUGGCGGUUAAUUGCCGGCACCGUUUGGAGCCGAAGAUGGACGCGUUCUACUUCGGGAACGCGAUUCAGAGUAUUCCAACGGUUGCGACCGUGGGCGAUAUUCUCUCGCGCGAUCUGCGUUUCUGCGCGGAGUUGCUGCACCGGAACGUGGUGGCGCACGACGACGCUACGGUGCGGCGCGGCGUAGAGGAUUGGGAGAAGGCGCCGAGGCUGUUUCCUCUAGGGAACUUCGACGGCGCGAUGAUCACGAUGGGGAGUUCGCCGCGUUUUCCGAUGUACGAGAACGACUUCGGGUGGGGGAGGCCGGUGGCGAUUCGGAGCGGAAAGGCGAACAAGUUCGACGGCAAGAUCUCUGCGUUUCCCGCGAGAGAGGGAAACGGCAGCGUGGAUUUGGAAGUCGUUUUGGCCCCCGAGACCAUGGCGGGGCUCGAAAACGACAUGGAGUUUAUGCAGUACGUAACGCAGGCCGUGUGAGUUCCAUACUAGUCUUAGUGAAAAUGAAAACUCGUCAAAAUUAUAAGUCGGUGAUGAAACGACGGUGGAUGAUUGCGCUUGCGCCACAAUAGUACCAUGGCUCUGGGCGUCCUUUUGUCUCGGUCAAAGUCAAACGUUCGCGGUUUGGGUUGGGUUGUGUAGGGUCUGUGUUCUAAGGCUGUGUUUGGAUGACCCUACAUAUAUAAUGAUUUUCUGUACGUGAUUUGGGGGAAGUUUUCAGUUUUCACUUUUCAGGUGACCAAUAACAGGAUGAAAUAUUAUUAAUAAUAAUAAAUGAUGAUGAUGAUGAUAAAUUAAAAUUGAAAAUUAAAGGAAAAAUAUGUUGGAGCCAAAAUAGGCUUUUGGGGUUUUCGUUUAGCUGUUAUGUAAGUGUUGUUGGUGUUACUUUUUCUCUUUAUAUAUAUAAAUAUUUAUUCAUUUAA
Molecule: messenger RNA, 1937 nt
Organism: Cajanus cajan (pigeon pea)
Lineage: Eukaryota; Viridiplantae; Streptophyta; Magnoliopsida; Fabales; Fabaceae
Product: HXXXD-type acyl-transferase family protein
Source: RefSeq, a predicted model, not a curated record